AUGCCAGCCUCGUCCAGCCUCCCCAUGCGCUCUGGCGACCCGCGACGGGUGUUCCUCCUUCGCCUGCCCAAGAUCUCGCUCGGCCCCAGGAAGCGCGAGUUCCUGGUCUACUUUGCGGGUGCACUGUUCGCGUUCGGUUGGUGGGCCUUCCUCGACGCUGCGGUCCUCUCGUCGCACGCCAAGCCCAUCAGCGACCCCGAUACGCCCUAUGAUCCGAUCCCAGUCCAUGUCACCUUCGCCGACUGGGCACCCGGACUCUGCGCGACCCUCGGGAUGAUCAUCGUCAACCUGAUUGACAAGGCGCGGCUCAUGAGCGACGACUGGGACGGCAGCUGGAGCGGCGGAGGAGCGGCGUGGAAGGCGCGGCUUUUCCUUUUUGUCGGAUUUGCGCUCAUGGCAGGAGGUCUCGCGGGCAGCAUCACCGUUUUGGUGAUCAAGUACGUCGUGCCGCACUACCCGGAGAGCUACGGGAUCAACUGGGGCGUCGCGAAUGUCCUCCAGUCGAUCGCCAUCAUGUUCAGCUCCGUUGUCCUCUGGAUCGCGCAGAAUGCCGAAGCCGAGUACGACUACAACAUCACCCUGUAG
Molecule: messenger RNA, 585 nt
Organism: Rhodotorula toruloides NP11
Lineage: Eukaryota; Fungi; Basidiomycota; Microbotryomycetes; Sporidiobolales; Sporidiobolaceae
Exons: 5
Coding region: 1-585 (194 amino acids)
Biological process (GO): late endosome to vacuole transport via multivesicular body sorting pathway; protein targeting to vacuole
Cellular component (GO): fungal-type vacuole membrane; Vps55/Vps68 complex
Source: RefSeq, a predicted model, not a curated record